Adineta ricciae is the source of this 2148-nucleotide messenger RNA. Lineage: Eukaryota; Metazoa; Rotifera; Eurotatoria; Adinetida; Adinetidae. The record is from the annotation of a GenBank genome assembly.
AUGACAUCAGCGCACAGUGCGAGAGGAUCGGCAUCGUCGCGAGGUGCUGAAUCGAUCGACGAUGGUCUCCGAUCAUCAACAACUUACGAUGACAAUGGAUUUCUACCAAUUCAUCGAGCAGUCUUUAGCGGUUAUGAAAUGACACUAAAAAAUAUCUUAGAUGACGCUCAGAAACGUAAUGAACUCAAUCAACAAUUAGAAAUCAAAACUGAGCGAACAGACUUAACACCUCUAUUAUUAGCUGUGACUGCUGGGCGAAUACAGAUGAUUUCAUUUCUGUUAAAAUACUCUGUAAAUAUCAAUGCAGUUGAUGCCAACGGAAAUGGCAUCAUUGCAAUUGCUGCGCUGUCACAGAACGAGCGUGUACUUCGUUAUCUGAUCGAAUAUUUUCUCACGGAAAAUUCGUACAAUGUUUGGAAACCUUUAGUCAAACUCUAUACUUCAUUAAGUGAAGAUGAAAGUAGUAUCGGUGGUCGUGCACUUGAGUCACUAACUCGUUCGAAAGCCGAUACAAAUGACGCAAGUCCAUAUUGGGAGUUUAUUAUAAAUAACGGACUCAUUCCAGCAAUAGUAGAUACGCUUACCGAGUCAAAGAAUGAAGAUACAUUGAUUAGUACGUAUAUGAUCCUGUUGAAUGCAAUUGAUGAACAACCACGUGUUCUUCAUGAAUUAAUACAGAAUAGGAAAGCAUUCAGUGCCAUGUUAAAACAUACACAUUCAAGGAAUACACAAAUUGUCACAUUAUUAGGUCGAUUAUUAGCAUUGCUGAGUAAGACAAGAACUUUCGGUCAGCCAAUGGUCGACUAUGGACUGUUCGAACCAGUGAUGAGUUUAAUCGACAAGGAGCGCACGCCUGAAAUCAUUGCUUCUUAUUUCGAUUGUAUGGCAAAUGUUGUUUCCUACGCACCGGUUUACCAAGUUCAAAUUGCAAAUUAUCCAUUAUUUCUUCCUGUACUGAUAAAUCAUUAUCUAGAAGAAUAUGAUUUAGAUUUAUCGUUAGCUGUUAUGGGUUUCAUUCGUCAACUAGUGCAUGAAAACGAAGAAGUUCAAAAUUUACUUGCACAAAAUGGCGCAUGUGAGCAUAUCAUCGGUGCUUUGACAGCGUCAUCAAAAGAAUUACAACAGAUUGCUAUUGAGACUAUUCGAGCGUUUACAGAAAAUAAUCCACAGACUCAAUACAUUAUGAUACGAGAAAAUGCCUUCGAACAAUUAUUGGGUUUACUUGAGAAGACUAGUGUGGCUAGUUUGCAGAUUGCCAUUGUUCGAACAUUAUGGACAUUGUGUGGGACAAAUUCAUCGCGUAAGCGGGAUGUCGCAACGCGAAUUGGUGUGAAAAGAUUGAUUAGCUAUUACGGUCUCAAAUCUGGUGAACAUUUACUUGCAUUAACUGAUAUUCUAACAGAAUUGACAAAACGUUCAGCAAGUGUGAAGAUAAAUAUCUCCGACGAAAUCAAUCGUGCAGUUGGAAUUCCUCCGAUAAUACGAUUAUUAACAUCGAAUAAUGAACUACUCGUUCUCAGUGCUCUACGAGAGCUACAACUACUCGCUUGUGCACCGGGCUUCAUUCCAAAUCUGUUGAAUCAAGAGACUAUUGUUAAAUUUGGUGGUAUCCGAUUUCUUGUUGCUUUGAUGAUGCAUGUUAAAAGUGAAGAGAUUCAAGUUGAAGCUGCUCAGACACUCGCUUGUAUUGCUCUAGCAAAUAGUCAAUGUUUAACACAGAUUGAAACGACGUUGGAUUUCUCCUAUACACGUUUGUUUACUCUAAUGGAAUCAAGCGAUCCGAUUGUUCAAUUGAAAGCAUCCAAUGUUCUAGCCACAUUCAUCUAUAACAACCGCCGACUGGAAGAAUUUCUUGUUCAACAAUAUCAAUUUCCAUUCGUUUACUUUCAACGAUUUCUCGAACACAAUAAUACUCAUGUUCGAUGUGUAGCUGCAUUUCAAGUUGUGGUUUUAGCGAAUCUGAUUCCAGAGCAAUCCCAAGCAAUCAACACUGCUAUUGGAUGUGGAGUAUUGAUGGAUGUUCUGCGCAUGUCUAAAUCAGAUGAUGGAAAAUCUGAUGCAGCUGAAUGCCUUUGUCGUCUUUCACAUAUGAAAUCAACACUUUUCCUAACUUUCGAAUGUUUAAUUAUAGUUACAAAAGUGUAUUAA